Messenger RNA from Anopheles maculipalpis, 2853 nucleotides. RefSeq lists its product as uncharacterized. Gene Ontology annotation, molecular function: serine-type endopeptidase activity. Gene Ontology annotation, biological process: proteolysis. Lineage: Eukaryota; Metazoa; Arthropoda; Insecta; Diptera; Culicidae. The transcript is spliced from 12 exons. The record is from RefSeq and is a predicted model, not a curated record. The coding region runs from base 101 to 2590 and encodes 829 amino acids.
CGUUCCGGUGUACCGAUGAACCUCCCACCUGGAGUGCAGACGGUUCCUUGCGAAGAAGAAUGAAAAUACGACGCAAUCGGUGGCCGGCAAACAGAAGAAGAUGCUCUCAUGGCAUUUCCCAACAACCUGCGCUGUAGGGUUGCUGAUUUGGCUCGGAUGCUUUACCACGCUCGUACACGCAAACAUCAUACAUAAUGUCCUGGGUCUUCCCGAUACCUGCGUCUACCAGAACCAGGUACGAGCAUGUCGGCUUUCAUUUUCCUGCUGGCUGGAAGGUGGACGACACGUUUCCGGAUGUGGUGACAAUCGGUGGCUUAUGUCCUGCUGCGUGUACGAGACUGAACAAUCGAACGCGAUCAUUGCUCCGAAAUUAGCGUAUGCCGGACCAAUGGUACCGGUACCAAUCAUCCAGCCCAUUGUUCCGGUGAGUCGACCAAAUAUGAUUGUUCCAUCGCAAAGCUUCAGCAAGCAAAAAAGCUUCUUCCACCGGCGUUCCGAUCAACUGAUGCAGAACGAAUGUGGAAUUCCUCAAACAUCACAGAACACCCUGCAGAAGCGCAUCAUCGGCGGUCGAACGGCCAACUUUGCAGAGUAUCCCUGGCAAGCGCAUAUUCGAAUAGCGGAGUAUCAGUGCGGCGGUGUUCUCGUAUCGCGACGGUUCGUAGCAACAGCGGCCCACUGCAUACAACAGGCACGGUUGAAAGACAUCCUCAUCUAUCUCGGCGAGCUGGACACACAAAAUUCGGGCAAAAUUGUGGAACCACUGCCAGCGGAAAAGCAUCGGGUGGAGAUGAAAAUUGUUCAUCCGAAAUUUAUCUUCCGUAUGACGCAACCGGAUCGUUACGAUUUGGCACUGCUGAAGCUAACACGUCCCGCCGGUUAUAAAUCGCACAUACUACCCAUCUGCUUACCGAUGCGGCCGCUGGAACUGGUCGGCCGAAAGGGUAUCAUCGCUGGAUGGGGGAAAACUAACGCUAACAUGGGCCAAACAGGAACAAACAUCUUGCGGACGGCAGCCGUUCCUAUCAUUAGUACAAAAGAAUGUCUACGAUGGCACAACAGCAAGAAGAUCAACGUGGAGCUCUUCAAUGAAAUGUUCUGCGCCGGUCAUUCUGAUGGUCAUCAAGACGCUUGCCUUGGCGAUUCGGGUGGACCACUGAUCAUCAACGAUCGUGGACGGUACACGCUGAUCGGUAUUACCAGUGCCGGAUUCGGAUGCGGGGUCGACCAUCAGCCAGGCAUCUACCACAAUGUGCAGAAAACGAUCAAAUGGAUACAGAGCGUAAUCUACGCUGGUGUUUUGCAGCUGUUCGACGUGUGGCUGUCCACCUUUAAACCACCCUCCCCGGAAAACUCGGCCUGUGCGGGUGUCGUGUCCCCGAGGCUCGCUAUGCGUUUCAGAUUUCCGCUGCGGCGAGUGCAUCUCGGUUGGAUCCUGUUGCUGCUGUUAGGCGUGCUUGCUGCUGCUGCUGCUGUCACCGCAUCGGAACCAUCGAUUGCACGCAAUGGCCGUUCGGAACGUCCGGGCUCGGCCAGUGCAAACGAACGCUUCAACGAGGUACUGGACCGAGAAAAUUUGCGUACACUCAUCAACCGGCAGCUACCGAAGCAGGGCCGAUUCUUCGAAGAGUUCGACGGAAUGAUUCCACAAACAUGCCGCCAUAAAGGACGUAAAUUCGAAUGUGGCUUAUCACUGUCCUGCGUACUCGGUGGUGGCAAACCUCUAGAUCUUUGUUCCGGUGGUAUGAUCUGGUCCUGCUGCAUCGAUCGCGACUUUGCACCGGAAAGCGAUCCCGAACACGGUGCCGUCCAUAAUGCCAGCUGUGGUGAGCUGUACACUCGCACGAACCGUAUUGUCGGUGGUCACUCGAGUGGUUUUGGAACGCAUCCUUGGCAGGCGGCACUCAUCAAAUCGGGCUUCCUUACGAAGAAGCUUAGCUGCGGUGGUGCAUUGGUUUCUAAUCGCUGGGUCGUCACAGCUGCUCAUUGCGUCGCCACAACACCAAACAGCAAUCUAAAGGUACGGCUAGGAGAGUGGGAUGUGCGGGAUCAAGAGGAGCGACUAACACAUGAGGAAUAUUCGAUCGAAAGGAAGGAAGUGCAUCCCAAUUAUUCUCCGAGUGACUUCCGGAACGAUAUAGCUUUGGUCAAACUUGACCGAAAGGUCGUGUUCCGGCAACACAUACUACCGGUCUGCUUACCACCAAAGAGUGUGAAGUUGGUGGGCAAAAUGGCAACUGUUGCUGGCUGGGGUCGAACACGGCACGGGCAGAGCACAGUACCUUCGGUGCUACAGGAAGUGGAUGUUGAAGUGAUACCAAACGAGCGAUGUCAGCGAUGGUUCCGGGCGGCCGGACGUCGCGAAACUAUUCACGAUGUGUUCCUGUGCGCCGGUUACAAGGAAGGAGGUCGAGACAGCUGCCAGGGAGACUCCGGUGGACCGCUGACUCUUUCGAUCGAGGGACGCAAAACGCUUAUUGGGCUCGUGUCAUGGGGUAUCGGAUGCGGUAGGGAACAUUUACCCGGGGUGUACACGAACAUCCAAAAGUUUGUGCCCUGGAUCGAGAAGGUGAUGGGCAAGGAGUAUUAGGAUAAGGUUAUUUUACGUCCAACAACCACUAAGACUCCACUAUUCAGACAUGACAACUCAGCAACGAUACGGGAACGCUCAAAAUGGCACAGCAAUGCAUUACAUACCGGUUAGAAUUUAAGAUGAUAUUAAGCUUAAGCUGGUAGGACUUUAAGCAGAACGCAAUGCGCAUAGUAAUUUAUUGAUAAAUUAUUUCAACACGUUUGUACAUGAUGCCGCGCAUUGAGAAGUAAUGUCAUUUUUUCGAAUAAAACUGAUAACGU